AUGAUAACGAAGUUUCCAUUCAACUACUGCCCAAGAAUGCUGGCCACUUGGUUGGCUUCUGUAUUGCUCAUCACAGGUUCGGUGAGUGCUACAUCAGAAGGCAAGGAUGAACGGUACACAUACAAUCAGAUGUGUAUUUUUGAGCGAAAGCUAACAGUGCUCCACGGGUUCGACUGUCGGGAACAGGUGGCCGUGGCAAAAUGGCGGAACUCAGUGAACUCUUCCGGGUGGACAUUCUUGGAAGUGGAAACCCAGGCGAAAUUUGAACCAGAACUUCAAGCGUAUGCAGCUGGUGUUUUGUCCCGUGAUGUUCUGCACUACCAUAUUCAAAACACCGCGGAGGACUAUUGUAAGAACUUUACGCAAUACUGUAAGCGCAUGAACGAAUUUGUCAGCCAGAAUCAAGACUAUAUCAAACAGAAGCUUGCGUCAACUCCCAGAGAUGACACGUACUGGUCGGCAGUCAAUCGAACGUAUCACCAACUCACCGGGCUAAUUGAUGGAUAUGAGGCGCGACCUAUUACACCUGGAAUAACCUACGAAAUGCAUCCAAUCUUGUUCAUGAACUGGAACGGAGAUUUCUACGACUUGGAGAAGAAGCUCAACAAGAGUAGGGAUCCAGUCCAAGAUCAAGUGGGAGGCAAAUGCUCUGGACUCAUUAAGGUGACACCUAAUAACGAGGAUCUUUUCAUCUCUCAAGUGACCAUGAGUGGAUUCCAAAACAUGCUCAGAGUUUUGAAGCUCUACAAAUUCGGUUACGAUCGUGAAUUCUUCCCCGGUUAUGCCACUUCAAUGGCUUCUUACCCCGGACUACUGUACUCAUCUGAUGAUUUCGCUCUCAUGUCUUCAGGUUUGGCAGUCAUCGAGACAACAAUUAGUGUAUUCGAUCUUGGCCUCUUCAACAAAACCCAAGCUGUUGGACAGCUCCCAACAUGGAUUCGGGCCGUAGUGGCGAACCAAAUGGCUCGCGACGCCAGAGAGUGGUGCCACAUAUACGCAAAAUACAACUCAGGAACUUACAAUAAUCAGUGGGCUGUACUUGACUACAAUAAAUUCACGCCCAAAAAACCACUCCCAGAAUAUGGACUCUUCUAUGUACUCGAACAAAUGCCUGGCACAAUAGUUUACCAGGAUCUGACAUGGUUCCUCCAAAAAUACUCUUACUUCCCCUCAUACAAUAUUCCGUACUUCAAGAAAAUCACAGACAUCAGCGGUUUCGUCAAUCAGGGAAAGAAGCUCGGCGACUGGUUCGUGUGGGGUAAGAGUCCUCGUGCAAGAAUAUUCGAACGCGAUCAUCAUACCGUCACUGACCUUGACUCACUUACAAAGCUGAUGCGGUACAACAACUAUACAAAAGAUGAGUUUUCGAGGUGUAACUGCAACCCACCUUACUCAGCAGAGGCGGCCGUUUCGGCUCGUGGUGAUUUGAAUCCCGCCAACGGUACUUACGAGUUCCCCGGUCAGGGACAUGUGAACCAUGGUGCUCUCGACUAUAAGGGAACAAACGUCAGCAUGAUGAAGAAAUUGGAAUUCCGUGCUCAAGGUGGACCCACCUGGGGAACGGUCCCGCCAUUUAGAUGGAGCACGUUUGACUUUAAGGACAAAGUGAAACACGUUGGCCAUCCUGAUGAAUGGAAAUUCGAGUGGUUCGAUCUCAAAUGGGAGACUGACAUCAAAGCCUGA
This is a messenger RNA of Ostertagia ostertagi, 1683 nucleotides long. NCBI's taxonomy places the organism in Eukaryota, Metazoa, Nematoda, Chromadorea, Rhabditida, Trichostrongylidae. The record is from the annotation of a GenBank genome assembly.